ACAAAACGUCACUUCUCCCUGGUUCAGGCGGGCUGGAUGAAAGCACGGGAGAGGUGCUUCUGUUGGCUGUUGUGUUACAAAAGUAACACCAGUCAGAUAGUUUAACUUGUUAAGUUAGCUAAAAUAGAUACAUUUCACUCGCUGAAUAAUCGGACGCAUGUUUACUUGUAAAACCAUCAUUUGCGAAAGCUAGGUUAGUGUUUCCGGCUAGCAAACAUAGCUUCUGUUUUCACAGGAGGCAUUCGUGUUGAUAUAGCAUCAUAUGCAACGUUAAUGUGGUUGCUGUUCGCCGCAUAAAAAAAGCAUUAUUAUUUAAUUUUACAAGCUAUGGACCGACCAUCGAGGAAGACAAAGGCUGUGAAUUACUGUGAAGCCAAGGACUUUGAUGAUGAUGAGGAUUUUGCUCCACCCAGCAAAAAGGUCAGGGAGGAUGUGAAGCAACAGGAGCACAAGAAACCAUCAAGCAAGUCCUCCAGUCAAGAGUCCAACUCACAGCCCACACAGAGCCAGCAGAGCAGAAGACCACUGGAUCAGAAGUUGCAUGAACGAGACCUAGAGGCAGCCAUUACACUGUCCUUGCUCAAUAAUGCUGAGAUAUAUGACCAGUCACCCAGCAGUAAAGGAGAUGUCAAGGUUCAACUUCCAAUAGACGAAAACACAGAUCCCUCUUCACUGCACCUGUCAAACUGCAGUGUAGAUGGUGCAGUUUUGGGCCUGGAUGAAAUUACAUGUGAGAAAGGGUUAACUGCCCCAUCCAGACAGAGAAAAGCUGCCACUAAAGCCAAUGAAGGGCCGAGGAAAAAGCUGAAGGAAGAAGAUGAGGACUAUCAACCAAAACACACACCAGGUUCAGAAAGUGAUGAAGAUUUCAGUGAACCAGAUGAGAGUGAAGAUGAGGAAUUCACUGUGAAGAAAGUCAGCAAAACUAAAAAGGAGAAGGUCGCCAAGAAGAAGAUCAAAUCACCUCCUUCCUCUAAAAAAGAAAAUCAACCAUCAAAGACGUCCAAGUCGAAAUCACAGGCAGCAGCUUCCACACCACAGAGAGGUCCUCCAACAGUCAAACCUGCACCCAAAAGACCUCCUUCAUCCUCCAUAGCUCCCACAUCUAAACCUGCAGUAUCUCUGAGUCCAGCAGGGGGCAGAAUACCCAAGUGGAACCCACCAGGUCAAAUAGGUAAAAGUCCCACCUCGUCCCACAAUCCAGCAGGGAAGUCUCCAGGUCAAGGUCUGCGACUCGGACUGUCUCGUCUUGUCCGAGUCAAACCUCUUCAUCCCAGUGUUGCAAGUCACUGACUGAACUCAUCACCUGUUCAUGUUCAGUCCAGUUCUUGUCAUCGUUUUAGCUUUAUCACUUCUUUUAAAAAAAGUUUUUGUAAAUAUCCAGCCCUAUUUGUCCUACAAUACAUAUGAUGUGAUUUCAAGCAGGUUGCAUUGUCACAUAAUUGUUUAAGCUCCUGGCAAACAUGCUACACCUUAAUUUAUCACCUCUAUUAAGAAGAACAAGUAAAAGGUCGGAACAAUGACAGGGUGUUCCCUUGUUGACUGUCGAUAUAAAUGAUUAAUAGGUCUAUCUUAUCAUCAUCAGUACAGUAACUGUGUCUAUAGGUUUUUGGUUUUUUGUAAGGUUUCUUUGAUCUUCCCCAUGUGACUUCACAUCUGAGAUUCUGAAAAAACUGUUGCUGGUAUAUGGAAAAGUGUGAACUGUCCCCUUUUUAAUUAUUCUCAGUCUUAUUUUCAAUUUUCCAAUAGUGUUCAAAAGUUGUAUAUUGUGUACAUAUAUAUAUGUGUUAAAUAAAAUUUAAAGGCAGUUUAAUUUUGUAUGCUGUGUCUCCACACAUUUUAAAAUGAGUAUGAGCUCCCAUGAGACAAAUGACAUUGUCAUUGACAACUGUAAUAAAGAGAUGAAAUGCUGAAUUAA
Lates calcarifer (barramundi perch) is the source of this 1918-nucleotide messenger RNA. RefSeq names its product RAD51 associated protein 1 (gene rad51ap1). Gene Ontology annotation, biological process: double-strand break repair via homologous recombination; interstrand cross-link repair. Gene Ontology annotation, molecular function: double-stranded DNA binding; single-stranded DNA binding. The coding region runs from base 328 to 1293 and encodes 321 amino acids. Lineage: Eukaryota; Metazoa; Chordata; Actinopteri; Centropomidae. The record is from RefSeq and is a predicted model, not a curated record. The transcript has 9 exons.